Austrofundulus limnaeus is the source of this 3089-nucleotide messenger RNA. RefSeq names its product DEAD (Asp-Glu-Ala-Asp) box polypeptide 31 (gene ddx31). The record is from RefSeq and is a predicted model, not a curated record. Gene Ontology annotation, molecular function: ATP binding; nucleic acid binding; RNA helicase activity. NCBI's taxonomy places the organism in Eukaryota, Metazoa, Chordata, Actinopteri, Cyprinodontiformes, Rivulidae. The transcript has 21 exons. The coding region runs from base 152 to 2446 and encodes 764 amino acids.
UGACCACCGCCUGGAGCCACUGCGCAUGCGCACAUCAAAUGUAGGGCGGAGCUUCUGUGACGCAGUAGGAAGACAUUUCCACGUGUGGUUGUGUCCGGAAAGUUAACAUUUGUGGACACACACACCUGCCAGCUGCCACACAGGUGUGCCAAUGAUGUCAUCAGCAGAUGGACAGCUGUGUCUGAACAUCAGCGAAUCUUUAACAUCAUCAUCAUUUCCCAGCAGCAGGAAACGACUGAAACCUCAGCAGAAAUGGGCUUUAAAGAAGCAAAGAGCAGAGAGGAAGAGGAGGAUCAACACAGAGGAAGAGGAGCAAUGUUCAGCCAAACAGAGGAGACAGCAGCUUCAUCACACAGCUGAGGAGGAGGAGGAGGAGGAGGAGGAGGAGGAAGCUGCACCACCUGUUCCACUGCAGGCUCCGCCCACUGAGACGACUCACAGGACACCACAGAAGAAUAAAAAGGAGAGGAAAGACAAGAAGGAGGAGAGGAAAGACAAGAAGGAGGAGAGGAAAGACAAGAAGGAGGAGAGGAAAGACAAGAAGGAGGAGAGGAAAGACAAGAAGAAGACAGAAGAGGAGACAAAGACAGAAACCCACAGCAGCAUCAAGACUUCAUCUCUGUUCAAAAACAACCCAGAGAUUCCAGAAAUCCACAGACCAACUGUUUCCAAGGUAAAGGAGAAGAUCUUCACUUCUGACUCUUUCUCAGACCUCCACCUGCACCCCCACCUGGUAGCAACGCUGAAUAAAGUUUUGAAUGUCUCUACUCUGACCAGCGUUCAGAAGCAGACCAUCCCUGCCCUUCUGUCGGGACGAGACGCUUUAGUUCGCUCUCAGACCGGAUCAGGUAAAACCCUGUCCUAUGCCGUCCCGCUGGUUCAGAGUCUUCAGUCGGUUCAGCCGAAGGUCAGCAGGUCUGAUGGACCUCUGGCUCUCAUCAUCGUCCCGACCAGAGAGCUCGCUCUGCAGACCUUCCAGACCUUCCAGAAACUUCUCAAGCCGUUCACCUGGAUCGUCCCAGGUGUGCUGAUGGGAGGAGAGAAGAGGAAAGCAGAAAAGGCCAGGAUCCGUAAAGGAAUCAACAUCCUGAUCUCCACUCCUGGACGUCUGGUGGAUCACAUCAAACACACCCUGAGCAUCGCCUUCAGCGCCGUCCGCUGGCUGGUUCUGGACGAGGCCGACAGGACUUUGGACCUGGGUUUUGAGAAGGACCUGACGGUCAUAUUGAACAGUCUGAACUCGACAGGACCGGCCCGACAGAACGUUCUGCUGUCUGCGACUCUGACACAAGGUGUGACCCGGCUGGUGGACGUCUGUUUAAAGGAUCCAGUUAGUAUUCACGUUUCUGGCUCCGCCUCCUCUGACAUCACCGCAGCAGCCGGCCAAUCAGAGAGCUUCUCGGUCCCAGAGGCCCUGCGGCAGUUGGUGGCAGUGGUUCCCAGUAAACUCCGGCUGGUCUGCCUGGCUGCGUUCCUUCUGGAGAAAUGCAAAUUUUCUGACAACAACAAAGUCAUCGUGUUCGUGUCGAGCUGCGAGGCUGUGGAGUUCCUGCACACGCUCUUCACCUGCGUCCUGUCCAAGCAGCCGGCCAAUCAGCAGCUGCGCUUCCUGCGUCUCCACGGCAACAUGAAGCAGGAGGACCGCUCCCAGGUCUACGAGGAGUUCUCUGCUUCUGGGUCCGGAGUUCUGCUGUGUACGGAUGUAGCAGCUCGAGGGUUGGACCUUCCUCAGGUCACCUGGAUCAUUCAGUACACUCCUCCCACCUCGGCGGCAGAAUACGUUCACCGUGUCGGUCGGACGGCUCGGAUAGGAGGAAGAGGAAACGGCCUCCUCUUCCUCACCCCCACUGAGACGGCCUUCGUCACGGAGCUGGCCAAUCACAACAUCAGCCUGUCGGAGGUGAAGCUGCAGGACCUCCUGUCCUGCCUCAUGAUGGACGACGCCUACAGGGGGCGGGGCAAGUACCACAGCCAGAGUUCGUCCAAAGCUCUGGAGCAGGAGGUCCGUGAACGCGCCACCGUCCUUCAGACAGAGUUCGAGACCUUCGUGCACUCGAGCGCCACGUCCCUGCAGGCCGCUAAGACAGCUCUGCAGUCCUUCCUGCGGGCAUACACCACGUAUCCCACGCACCUCAAACACAUCUUCCACAUCCGCUCGCUGCACCUGGGCCACGCCGCCAAGAGCUUCGGCCUCAGAGACGCCCCGCAGGGCCUGAGCCGGCCCGGAAACCAGGGCCGGGCCAGGAACCAGGCCAGGAAGCCUGCUGCAAGUCCUGGCAAGAACCAGAACCAGAACCAGAACCAGAGCCGGACCGCUGAGAAAAGAAAGUUUCACCCGGGUCGGAGGGAGGCGGUUCUGAUCCGGUCGGAGUUCUCCAGCGGGUUGGAGGGAGGAGCCAGGAGGAGGAAGAGGAACCGGGGUCAGGAGGAAGAGGAGGGGGACUGAGGAUGAAGAGUUUUCAGGGUGUUUCUGUGAACCAUGAUGGAACCGGUCCGAUCCAGUCCAGUCCAGUCCAGUCCAGUCCAGUCCAUGGAUCAGUUUUAGCAGAAUCAGAACCAGGCGGUUCUGGACUGAAAAAGAUUUUAAAUAUUUAAAGUUUUUAUUUAAAAAUCUGUUGAAUAAAUUUGAAGUUUUGAGAAGAAAACCUGCAGAAUCUCGUUGGUCUCCCAGAACCAGAACCAGAAUCAGGACCGACCCCCGGCUGACCCGGUCCGAUCCAGCUGCUGUUUGUUCAGUCUGACGUGAAACAAACUUUUAGCUGCAUCAAUUUUUCAGCCUCUGAUGAAUUUUUUAUCGGCUAAUGGCUCCAGAACCGUUUGAACCGGACCGGACCGACCCGCGGUUCUGGGACAGAAGUCCGGGUUAAAAACAGACUCAUCAAUAAAUCAUCGGCAGAGAUGUUGAUCGAGUAAACAGAACAGAACCGUCUGUAAACCAGCAGCAGAAAACUGGACUCAGAACCAGAACCAGUCCAGUUAGAGUUGGACUUUCCAGGUUCUGGUCGGGAUGCAGAAAAACCUGAAAGCAGAGACUCAAAAACCCGACUUUGUUUUUAUUUGACCUUUUUAAUAAACAGCCGUCAUCAGAA